AUGAAUCGAUAUGAUCUGGUGAAGAAGUUACCGCGUCAUGGAGAAGUCAACACCCCAGAAGUUGAAGAGAUUCGUGCUGCGUGUCAUCGAAAACUCAAAUCUAAGCUAGACAGGAAGUUCCAGCGUGUGUUUGAGGGGAUUGCUAAAGAAGGAGACCAAACUGUUCUGGAUCAGAUGUUCACAGAGAUCUACCUCAUGAAGGGAGGGGCUGCAGAGGUCAAUGAUCAACAUGAGUUCACUGACACCCAGAAGGAGGAGUACUUCAGGAAGAGAUUCAGAGAUGAGGAGCAGGCCAGCAGAAUCAUCUCCCACAUCAAGAGAUCCCGAAGCCUCCACAUCAUGUGCCACAUCCCAGUCUUCUGCUGGAUCACUGCUACAGUUCUGGAGAAGGUGUUGAAGAUCAGAGAGGGAGGAGAACUGCCCAAGACCUUGACUGAGAUGUACAUCCACUUCCUGGUGGUUCAGUCCAAACAGAAGAAUGUCAAGUAUGAUGGAAUAACUGAGACAGAUCAAACCUGGAGUCCAAAAACCAGGAAGAUGAUUGAGUCCCUGGGAAAACUGGCUUUUGAGCAGUUGCAAAAAGGCAACCUGAUCUUCUAUGAAUCAGACCUGACAGAGUGUGGCAUCGAUAUCAACGCAGCCUCAGUGGUCUCAGGAGUGUUCACACAGAUCUUUAAAGAGGAGAGUGGACUGUACCAGGACAAGGUGUUCUGCUUCAUCCAUCUGAGUGUUCAGGAGUUCCUUGCUGCUCUUCAUGUCCAUCUGACCUUCACCGACUCUGGAGUCAACCUUCUGGCUGAAGAACAAACAACAUCCAAGCUUUCUAAAUUCUUCAGAAGAGCUGUGGACAAGGCCUUACAGAGUCUAAAUGGACACCUGGACUUGUUCCUUCGCUUCCUCCUGGGUCUUUCACUGCAGACCAAUCAGAGUCUCCUACGAGGUCUGAUGACACAGACAGGAAGUAGCUCAGAGACCAAUCAGGAAACAGUGAAGUACAUCAAGAAGAAGAUGGAUAAGAAUCAGUCUGCAGAGAGAAGCAUCAAUCUGUUCCACUGUCUGAAUGAACUGAAUGAUCGUUCUCUAGUGGAGCAGAUCCAACGGUACCUGAGUUCAGGAAGUCUCUCCACAGAUAAACUGUCUCCUGCUCAGUGGUCAGCUCUGGUCUUCAUCUUACUGUCAUCAGAAGAAGAUCUGGACGUGUUUGACCUGAAGAAAUACUCUGCUUCAGAGGAGGCUCUUCUGAGGCUGCUGCCAGUGGUCAAAGCCUCCAAAAAAGCUCUGCUGAGUGGCUGUAACCUGUCAGAGAGAAGCUGUGAAGCUCUGUCCUCAGUUCUCAGCUCCCAGUCCUCUAGUCUGAGAGAGCUGGACCUGAGUCACAACAACCUGCAGGAUUCAGGAGGGAAGCUGGUCUCUGAUGGACUGAAGAGUCCACACUGCACUCUGGAGACUCUCAGUCUGUCAGGCUGUCUGAUCUCAGAGGAAGGCUGUUCUUCUCUGGUCUCAGCUCUGAGCUCCAACCCCUCCCAUCUGAGAGAGCUGGACCUGAGCUACAAUCAUCCGGGAGACUCAGAAGUGAAGCUGCUGUCAGCGGUACUGAAGGAUCCUCUCUGGAGACUGGACACUCUCAGGGUGGAGCCUGCUGGAGUCAGAUGGUUGACACCAGGUCUGAGGAAGUAUUCCUGUGAACUCACAGUCGACACCAACACGGUGAACAAGACCCUCAAACUGUCUGACAACAACAGGACGGUGACCCGGGUGGAGGAGGAUCAGCCAUAUCCUGGUCAUCCAGAGAGGUUUGAGUCCUGGUCUCAGCUGCUGUGUAGAGAUGGUCUGACUGGUCGCUGUUACUGGGAGGUCCAGACCAGAGGAGGGGUUCAUAUAUCAGUGAGUUACAGAGGAAUCAGGAGGAGAGGAGACAGUAGAGACUGUAUGUUUGGACGUAAUGAUCAGUCCUGGUGUCUGGUCUGCUAUGAUGAUGGUCGUUACUCUGUCUGGCACAAUAAGAGAAGAACCUCCGUCUCCGUCCCCCGUGUCUCUGGUAGAGUAGCAGUGUAUGUGGACUGUCCUGCUGGCUCUCUGUCCUUCUACACAGUCUCCUCUGACUCACUGAUCCACCUCCACACCUUCAACACCUCAUUCACUCAGACCCUCUAUCCUGGGUUUGGGUUCUGGUCUUGGGGCUCCUCAGUGUCUCUGAGUCCUGUGUAGGACGGAGAGUCUCCUCCUGUCUCUCACUGCUGAUCAGCUGAGUCUGGACAGGAUCACACACACACACACACACACACACCACACACACACACACACACACACACAGACACACAUAACCACAAAACCACACACACACACACACACACACACACAACCACACACAGACACACACACACAA
Etheostoma spectabile (orangethroat darter) is the source of this 2386-nucleotide messenger RNA. Its product is annotated as NLR family CARD domain-containing protein 3-like. The coding region runs from base 1 to 2208 and encodes 735 amino acids. Gene Ontology annotation, molecular function: protein binding. The record is from RefSeq and is a predicted model, not a curated record. NCBI's taxonomy places the organism in Eukaryota, Metazoa, Chordata, Actinopteri, Perciformes, Percidae. The transcript is spliced from 8 exons.